CAUUUAUUCAUCACCCCUGCCCUCUCAUACGUAUCUCAAUUUUACUACCAGCAACACAAAAUACAAGGAUGUGUCCAGUUUCACUAUUGCUCUCCUCAUUUACAAGUGUUGAGCGCUUGCAUUUGGAACGCCCUCCUGAUUGGUUGAGCCAAUGUCAGUGACAUCAACCAACUUACUUUUGAUUGGAAGGCUGGUUGCUGGGACUGUAGCGUUUGCAGGAAGUCACUUAACUGUUUGCGAGCUGGAAAACCGAACGUGAAGUUCUCUUUUGUCAUAAGAACAAGCUCAACCGACAAGGGAAGGUGUGUCCCACAGCUCCGCGAGCUGGAACGUGAGCCAGGAGGGCUGGACCGGCUACCGGACCGAGAGGCACGCCCGAGAAUGAGCGGCUGCUCCUUUCCAGCCUCCCGGCUGUUACCCUUUUAAAUGUCAGCAUUCGAGGCUAGAGGGGAAGCACGAGGCACCGAAACGGAACAGUCGGAUUGGCCGCACGCUUCAGUUCUAGACGCACCUCUCCCCCGAAAGGCCGUUCUGACUGGCAGGGGGAGAAAGUAAACAGAGUUGAAUCACCCUCCCCACUGGCCAAUUGGAGGGGGUUUGGAUUGUGACGUGAUGGGAUUCUGCGAAAUUGUUACUGAGCAAGAGAAUGCCGGAACGGUGCGGACCGGCAAGAGCUGGGGCUCAGAAGCCGUCUACGGACUGGGGGAAAAGUGCCGCUUAGACCUGGCGCUUGGUCCGGCCCUUGCCACCCGCGUCGCGGUGGUCGGGUGAACGUCCUGGGGCUUUGGCUAGACUGAGAGGCGGCCGGGGGCGUGUACCUCCCCUGCAGUUUCCUCUCCCAGCGCCUCGGGGGCGUUUUCAGUCGAAUAAACUUGCGACAGCCACGUGUGGCACCUAUCCAAGGGAGCGGGCUUGGAGCGGCCGGCGCGCCCGUCGGGGGGAUUGCGCCCGGCGCGGGGCACGGGCGGCGGAGAGCGGCGGCAGCCUGGCGGAGCCCUGGGCCGUGGAUGCUGCGUGCGGAGGCGCUGCCGGUUACGUAAAGAUGAGGGGCUGAGGUCGCCUCGGUGCUCCCGCGAGUCGCAAGCGCCCCGCGCCCCCGCCCCCUUGGCUGCCGCGCGGCUCCGCGAUCGUUGUCCGAGGCCAAGGCAGGGCGAGCCGAACCUCCGCAACCACCGCCAAGUUUGGCCGCGCCGCCGGGACUGCUGUCGCCGGCACCAUGUCCGCGGCCGCCUACAUGGACUUCGUGGCCGCCCAGUGUCUGGUUUCCAUUUCGAACCGCGCUGCGGUGCCGGAGCAUGGAGGCGCUCCGGACGCCGAUCGGCUGCGACUACCUGAGCGUGAGGUGACCAAGGAGCACGGUGACCCGGGGGACACCUGGAAGGAUUACUGCACGCUGGUCACCAUCGCCAAGAGCUUGUUGGACCUGAACAAGUACCGACCCAUCCAGACCCCCUCGGUGUGCAGCGACAGUCUGGAGAGUCCAGAUGAGGAUAUGGGAUCCGACAGCGACGUGACCACCGAAUCUGGGUCGAGUCCUUCGCACAGCCCGGAGGAGAGACAGGAUCCUGGCAGUGCGCCCAGCCCGCUCUCCCUCCUCCACCCUGGAGUGGCUGCGAAGGGGAAACACGCCUCUGAAAAGAGGCACAAGUGCCCCUACAGUGGCUGUGGGAAAGUCUAUGGAAAAUCCUCCCAUCUCAAAGCCCAUUACAGAGUGCAUACAGGCGAGCGGCCCUUUCCCUGCACGUGGCCAGACUGCCUUAAAAAGUUCUCCCGCUCAGACGAAUUGACCCGCCACUACCGGACCCACACGGGGGAGAAGCAGUUCCGCUGCCCGCUGUGCGAGAAGCGCUUCAUGAGGAGCGACCACCUGACCAAGCACGCCCGGCGGCACACCGAGUUCCACCCCAGCAUGAUCAAGAGGUCCAAAAAGGCGCUGGCCGGCCCUCUGUGAGGCGCCGCGCGGCCGCGGGCAGGGGCGGCCCCGGGACAGACGCCCUCCCGGCAGGCGGACAGACGGACGCGCGGAGCCCAGCCCCGGGGGGUGCGCGGCCGGCCCAGCAAGGCGCUGUCCUCAUUUUGGUCAAUAUUCUGGUUUUCCUCUUCCUAAGUUGUUUCUAAAAAGCACACUGUAGCCUAAGAUCAGAGUCGACCCUUGGUCCCCUUGCGGAGGUGACUCUGAGCCGUCGCGGCCGGUUGGAGGGAAGGCAGAUGCUUUGUUUUUUCUCCUUUAUUUUUUUUUUGGGGGGGGGAGGUGAUGGGUGGGGGGGAGGGGUGCGGCCAAGGCUGGGGUAGAAUUUUAAGGAUUCAACACUGGUGUACAUAUGUCUGACUGGGUGAGUUGACCUGUGGCGCCACACAGUGAUUCUGGGCCCUUUCUGCUUGCUGUCUCCGAAUUGUUUUCUUUCCCUUUAAUGUAAUGACGAGUGUGCUUCGGUUUCUUAGCAAAACCACUCUCCUGAACCGCUUUAACUUUGGAGAUAAAAAUCGCCAUAGCACAGCUGUCGUUACGCGAGCAAGAGCACAUCUACUCCAGCAUGAUCUGUCAUCUAAAGACUUGCAAACAAAAACGUUACUUGUAGUCAAUGAGUAAGCAGUCUGAAUUUAUACUAAUCGAGACAAACCUUUAAAAGGUUACACUAAGGACAGACUUUUAAACCUUGCUUUGUAUGAAUUGUACUUUUUGAACAUAAGCUGCACUUUUAUUUUCUAAUGCAAAGGAUGAAUAAGUUGAAUACAUGCUUUAAGGAUAGAAGCAAACAUUCUGUUUGGAACCACGUUAUAAUCUGCUUAUUUUACAGUAUACACGGUUUCCCUAUGAAAUCAUGACAGAGAUGAGAGAUGUGAGGGCAGAAUAUAUACAGCAGGUGCUGAAGGAGAAGGAGGGUAGUAUUUUCUUUUUUUAAGUUAAGAAGAACAAACAGAAUUUUAACUCUAUUAACUUUUCCAGAUUUUCCAAUCCUUUUAGUUAACAUCAUCUUAUUGUACCAUAAUGCCACAGAACAAGAGGGCUUUGAGUCUGUUGGGUUUUAUUUGAAUGGGUGCAUGGCGGUAACUAGCUCUGGAAAACACCUGUUUUCUUGGGGGAAAAGGUUUGUUGGUCUCCUUUCUGUGUUCCUACAAAACUCCCCUAAUAGGUACAAGAGUCAUGUAAAAGGAAAAGGGAGCUGAAAUGUGAAAAGAAAAAUGUAGCCGCGUGAGCAGCGAGUGCCAAGGGGAAAUCCCACGAUGAUAUCAGAGGAGCCUACAAAUCACCCCUUUUGGAGAACGAAGGCACAUGGAAUAUGUACGAAUGAAAACACAUCACUGUACCUUUUACAUCAGAAGCCUCACCACUAUAUGUCUUGUAUCCAGGUGUCUACAAUGGCCUAAACCACUACAUCAUAAUACGACAUUUACGCGAAAACUUAAUUUGGGCCUUUACGUGGUCAGAAAAAAACGAACUGAGUUUUCACAGUUAAGAAGAAACCUCAAGUAGGGGAGUCAGCAGUGAUUGUGGGGGAAAUGUUUACAUUUAUUUUUCUUCAGAAAUCCCACUUUCUGACAAUUUUAUCUGAUAUUUAAAACAGGGAGCUAUGGUGCACUCUAGUUUGUACCUGUGCUAUCAAAUUUGCUGUGAGGGUGCCCACCUCUCUGUGAACUCAUUAUGUCACCUGACACAUGCUCCUUUCCAGUUCAGAACCAGUGUGGGCUCCUGCAGCAGGCGUGGGUCACAGCUGACUCCGACUUCCAACACUACAGCCAUGACUAACCCAGUGGUGGUUUUUUUUUCUUCUUUUUUUUGCUUGUUUAACCAAUGUAAUUGUAAUUGUAUUGUAGUUCUAUAAAGAGAACUGCUUUUAACAUUAGGGACUGAGGGCAGUCCAUUGGGAUAAAAAGGAAAGUGUUUUCUCACGGGAAAACAUGUCAGGAAAAAUAAAACACUUUCUACCUCUGUUUCAGAUUUUUGAAACGCUUAUUUUAAACCAAAUUUUAAUUUCUGUGUCCAAAAUCCGUUUCAAGGACAUCUGUUCUUCCAUACAAAAUAGGUUAGGCUGCCUAUUUCUUACUGAACUCAUGGAAUGGUUCUGCUAGUGAUCCUGCACGCUGCCUCUUAGUGAGUGAGAAGUUUGGGGUUGCCUGGCAACCACUGACUUGGACAAACUAAUCUUUCCCUCACAGAAAGAAAUGAAGGAAAACCAGGCAUAGUCAGUGAAAGACAAUCUUUGUCAUUUCAGGAGUAAAUCUAUAUGUGGCUUUUGUCCAGCACUUAGAUGGAUAUAAAUGCAGCAACUUGUUUUAAAAAAAAAAUGCAGAAUUUAAAUCCCAAAAAAAGUUGCUACUUGCCUUUUCAAGUUGUUGAAGAACACACAUUUGAUAUUCUCUUCUAUGUUAUAGGAACGUAUAAACUCAAGGCUUUUUAUUCUUUGUGAUAAAUCCUGUUUUAAAAUGUCACAAAACAGGAACCAGCAUUCUAAUUAGAUUUACUACGUCAAGAUACAGUUCAAAUAGGACUACUAGAGUUCAUUGAACACUAAAACUAUGACUCAAUUACUUUUUAUAUUAAAAAGACCAUGGAUUUAACUUCUACAAAUCCAAAUGCAGGAUAGUAAUUUUUGUUUACUUUUUUAACCAAACUGAAUUUUUUGAAAGACUAUUGCAGGUGUUUAACAAGGAAGAAAAGUUGUUUUAUCUAAUACUGUAAGUAGUUGUCAUAUUCUGGGAAAAUUUAAUUGUUUUAGAGUUAAAUGACUCCUCUCCUUGGUUAGGAAAGAAGACAGCCCUUCACCACUGUGGAAUGAUGCCCCGGCUUUACAAUCUAGCUCUACAUCAUGCUUCUUUUGAGAAUUAUAUUUGGUAGUCAUAAUUACAGAAAUUGAUUAGUUGUCAGUUUGCAGGUAGAUUUAGCACAGUACUCAUCACUCUGGAUAGAUAGAGAUGUUCUUUCACAACAGAUGAAUGAUCUGUAACACUGUAAGAUACUGAUCUUUACAACUGUUUAAUCAGUUUUAUUUUUGUACAGUAUUAGUGACCUAAGUUAUUUUGCUGUCCCGUUUUUGUAAAUCAAAUGAAAUUAUAAAAGAGGAUUCCGACAGUAGGUAUUUUGUACAUAUGUAUAUAUGUUGUCCAAAUAAAAAUAAUAAAUGAUAAAGA
This is a messenger RNA of Manis pentadactyla (Chinese pangolin), 5130 nucleotides long. It is a transcript of the gene KLF9, whose product is annotated as KLF transcription factor 9. The transcript has 2 exons. Lineage: Eukaryota; Metazoa; Chordata; Mammalia; Pholidota; Manidae. Gene Ontology annotation, molecular function: RNA polymerase II cis-regulatory region sequence-specific DNA binding; DNA-binding transcription factor activity, RNA polymerase II-specific. The record is from RefSeq and is a predicted model, not a curated record. Bases 1217 to 1951 code for a protein of 244 amino acids. Gene Ontology annotation, biological process: regulation of transcription by RNA polymerase II.